Messenger RNA from Saccostrea echinata, 1420 nucleotides. RefSeq lists its product as uncharacterized. The coding region runs from base 33 to 1400 and encodes 455 amino acids. Gene Ontology annotation, biological process: transmembrane transport; monoatomic cation transport. Gene Ontology annotation, cellular component: membrane. The record is from RefSeq and is a predicted model, not a curated record. Lineage: Eukaryota; Metazoa; Mollusca; Bivalvia; Ostreida; Ostreidae. Gene Ontology annotation, molecular function: monoatomic cation transmembrane transporter activity. The transcript has 9 exons.
GAGCAGAUAAUAUUGAUGAGUGAAGUACUACCAUGGCAAAGAAGUCCCUUACCCUGGAAGACCUCAAUCAGGCUGUUAGGGAGGAAAACAUCCCCCUUAAACGGAGAUUAUCAUCUGGAGAUAUGCCAAGAAAUGAACAUACACCAAUUGUGAAGUUUCUGCUUGGAAGAGCAGAUGCUCCAAAUAUUUUUGAUGGCAGUACGACUCUGAACGGUACCUCCUCCAACACGGAAUGUCCCCACAGAAUCUGCAUCACUGAGGUGGCUCCGUCACAUAGCAGCUUUUUUGGAAAUGAAAAUAAAGAUGACUGGAAGAUGUCUAUCAAUGAGUUUUCAUCUAAGAAGCAAGGAAAAAGCAAAAGGGAUGUCCCAAAACGUAUCAGAACAUUCUACAAGAACCAGGAUGAAUUAAUCACUGCUUUUGAGGAUUUUCAUUUUGGAGUUGAUGAUGCAAUGGAACAUGCUGAGGAGAUCGCAGAGAAACAGAAAAAAGCCAGUAUCCUCGCAAAGGCUACUCUAGUCGUCAAUUUGUGUCUUUUGGGAGCCAAACUGGCAGCAGCAAUUUUGUCGGGAUCUAUUUCCAUAAUCUCCAGUUUAGUGGACAGUUGUGUGGAUCUCUCAUCUGGAAUCGUCAUAGCAGUCACAGAGAGAGCCAUGAAAAAGAGGAAUUUAUAUGAAUAUCCUCAAGGACGUACAAAGUUGGAGCCAAUAUCCAUUGUUAUACUGUCGGUGAUUAUGAGUCUAGCCUCCAUUCAACUGAUUGUUGAAAGUGCAGAGAAGAUCGUUGGAAUAGCAACAGGAAAGGGAGAAUGGCCUGAUGUUGGUAUCAUCACCAUUGUUAUUGUGUGUUCUACUAUUGUUCUGAAGAUCAUUCUUUUUCUGGUGUGUAGAAGAGUGAAGACUCCCUCAGUGGAUGCCAUGACUAAGGACCACAGAAAUGAUGUACUCUCCAACAUUGUGGCUAUUGUGUUUGGAUACAUAGGAUCCAAAAGCAUGUAUGACCAGUACAAGGUAUCGGAGUUAGUAUACCUGGAUCCAAUCGGAGCGAUCCUGAUAUCCCUGUACAUACUGGUCGGGUGGUGGUCCACUGGUUAUGGACAAAUCAAAUUGUUAACAGGACACACAGCAAAACCAGAUUUUCUGAAGAAAUUAACCUGGAUCUGUGUCAAUCAUCACCCAAAACUGCUAUAUGUGGACACGGUGCGGGCAUUUCACUUUGGAAUAAACUUUCUUGUAGAGGUAGACAUUGUUUUACCAGAGGACAUGACGCUGAAGGAAGCUCAUGACAUUGGUGAACCACUACAACAUAAACUAGAAUGCUUACCAGAAGUAGAGAGGGCUUUUGUACAUUUGGAUUAUGAGUUUGAACACAGGCCAUCUGAUGAACAUAAACAAGUGUGAUAAAGGUUUUACAGUAGAAA